UUUACAUUGAGGUUGGAGUGAACGAUAGAGCAGACAGCAUCAUGCCGACAUGCUUUUGUUGAGUAUAUAAGAUAUACUGACCUGACGGAUUACUAACGAUCCAGAUUUUGUGAAGUAAAGUCUGGAGUUUGAGUGAUCCAGGCAGCCGGGAUGGAGUGCAGCGGCCAGGUGACACCCCAGCUGAUGAUGGCUGUCGGCACAGCUGUGAUUGGCUCUCUCCAGUUUGGCUACAAUACUGGUGUAAUCAAUGCUCCUCAGAAUAUCAUUGAGAGCUUCUACAAUGAGACGUGGAGCAGCAGGUUUUCAGAGCCCAUCCCUCAGACCACUUUAACAGCUCUGUGGUCGCUCUCUGUCGCCAUCUUCUCUGUAGGAGGAAUGUUCGGCUCCUUCUCUGUCGGCCUCUUUGUCAACCGUUUUGGCAGGAGGAACUCCAUGCUGAUGGCCAAUGUGCUUGCCUUCAUUGCUGCUCUGUUUAUGGGCCUCUCCAAGCUGGCUGCUUCCUUUGAGAUGCUCAUCGUUGGACGUUUCAUAGUGGGUCUCUACUGCGGCCUCUGCACUGGCUUUGUGCCCAUGUACGUUGAGGAAAUCUCACCCACGUCUCUCCGCGGAGCAUUAGGAACUCUGCAUCAACUUGGUGUAGUGAUCGGCAUUCUCAUGGCACAGAUCUUUGGGAUUGAGUUCAUCAUGGGGAACGCCUCCCUGUGGCCGCUCCUGUUGGGUUUCACUCUGCUGCCGUCUGUGCUGCAGUGUGUCCUGCUGCCGCUCUGCCCCGAGAGCCCCCGAUACGUCCUUAUCAACCUCAACGAUGAGAGCAAGGCCCACAGUAUCCUGGUGAAGCUGCGGGGCACUGACGAGGUGAGCAACGACAUGCAGGAGAUGAAGGAGGAGAGCCAGCAGAUGAUGAGGGAGAAGACGGUGACCAUCCCCGAGCUGUUCCGCUCCCCCACGUACCGCCAGCCCAUCUUUGUUGCCAUCAUGCUGCAGCUCUCGCAGCAGCUGUCUGGAAUCAACGCUGUGUUUUACUACUCGACUGGGAUCUUUGAGCGAGCAGGAGUGUCCCAGCCUGUUUAUGCAACCAUCGGUGCAGGAGUGGUCAACACUGCCUUCACUGUGGUUUCUUUGUUUGUGGUCGAGCGAGUCGGCAGGAGACCCCUUCACCUUGUUGGUUUGAUGGGAAUGGCAGUUUCAGCAGUUUUCCUAACUGUUGCCAUGGCGUUGUUGGACCAGCUCAGUUGGAUGUCCUAUGUCAGCAUUGCGGCCAUCUUUAGUUUCGUGGCCUUUUUUGAAAUUGGCCCUGGCCCCAUCCCCUGGUUCAUCGUGGCGGAGCUCUUCAGCCAAGGACCGCGGCCGUCUGCCAUUGCAGUUGCUGGUUUGUCCAAUUGGUCUGCCAACUUCUUAGUGGGAAUUGGCUUCCCGUAUGUCGAGCAACUCUGCGGCCCAUACGUCUUCAUCAUCUUCAUCGUCCUGCUGCUCGGCUUCUUCACCUUCACCUACUUCAAGGUUCCCGAGACUAAGGGCCGCACCUUCGAUGAGAUUUCAGCGGGCUUCCGGCAGUCAGCUGGUCAUGGUGCUGACAAGUACUCUGCCCCCGAAGAGUUCAACACCCUCAGGGGGGAUGACCCCGACCUUUGAAAGCUGCCGUACAUGCAUGCACACACUCGCGUGCAGCUAAGUUACCUGUUACACUUUUAGGAUACUACUACUUAGGGUACACUUUUAGGACACUACUAUCGUGUUUGUAUUGGACAGUAUUACCUAAGAGGUUUAGUCAGACUGUAACAAAGAUGGAUGACUUGACUGAGGAUAUUAGGGCUGCAACUAACGGUUCUUUUUUAUUGUCGAUUAUUUUUAUCGAUUAUUCGAUCAGUUGUUUGGUCUAUAAAAUGGUGACAAAUUUGGAUCAGUGUUUCCCAAAGCCCAAGAUGACGCCCUCAAAUGUCUUGUUUUGUCUACAACUCAAAGAUAUUUAGUUUACUGUCACAGAGGAGAGAAGAAACUAGAAAAUAUUCACAUUUAAGCAACUGGAAUUAGAGAAUUUUCAUAAAUAAUGACUCAAACUGAUUAAUCGAUUAUCAAAAUAGUUGAUGAUUUGUUUAAUAGUUUACAACUAAUCGAAUCAUCUUUGCAGCUCUAGAGGAUAUCAAUGUUCAGCCUGUAGGAAGUCUAUUUUCAUCACUUGCCAUGCAGGCAAAAAUGUCUUCCAUAGUCUUUUAAAAUUAAGUGAGUGAGUAAACUACGUAAGUGAGGCUGGGGUAUGCUGCAGCAUAAAACACACAGUGGGUUUAAACUGUAAAUAUAUAAUAUUUCGAGUGUUAUGUUAUUUAGUGUUAUUCUUAUUCAAAAUAUCCUUUUUCAUGUUUGUUAUGCAGUUCUAUUUUCUAUUUUGGAAUUUAAAUGAUCUGGUUUGAAGCGGUAGACUGACUGCUUAAAUUAAAACAAGGUCAUUGUGAUAAAGUGAACGUUCGGUUACAAGGUAACCUUGGUUCUCUGAGUGAAGAGACUAUCUCUCCAGGGCAAGGCCGUUCCGAUCACUAGUCAUGUUUCCAUCAACGUAUGUUCAUGCGCAUUUUGAAGUAUUGCAUUAGAAAAGGUUGAUGGAAACGGUAAAAUUCG
This is a messenger RNA of Sander lucioperca (pikeperch), 2613 nucleotides long. Its product is annotated as solute carrier family 2, facilitated glucose transporter member 1-like. The coding region runs from base 151 to 1632 and encodes 493 amino acids. The record is from RefSeq and is a predicted model, not a curated record. The transcript has 10 exons. Gene Ontology annotation, biological process: monosaccharide transmembrane transport; response to insulin. Gene Ontology annotation, molecular function: hexose transmembrane transporter activity. Gene Ontology annotation, cellular component: apical plasma membrane; basolateral plasma membrane. NCBI's taxonomy places the organism in Eukaryota, Metazoa, Chordata, Actinopteri, Perciformes, Percidae.